Molecule: messenger RNA, 261 nt
Organism: Blepharisma stoltei
Lineage: Eukaryota; Ciliophora; Heterotrichea; Heterotrichida; Blepharismidae
Source: the annotation of a GenBank genome assembly
AUGAAUAGUCGCGAAGGAUUUUUACGAAAACUAGAAGAAGAAGUCAGUCCUGGGCAGCUUAUAAAUCGCCAAGGAAUCACAAUGAAUAGAAUAGUCAGAGAGCACAGGCCUGAGAGCAAGAUUCUCCCCAGACCUGGCUUAAGUGAGCCUAGCGACUUCAAGAAGAGGCUUGGGGUAGAUUUCCCUGCAAUCCCGGAGUUUGAGGAGCGAAAAAAGCAGAAAAUCAAAGAAAAAGAAGCAGAAAAUGAAGCAGAAAUGUAA